Messenger RNA from Gryllus bimaculatus (two-spotted cricket), 4261 nucleotides. The record is from the annotation of a GenBank genome assembly. Lineage: Eukaryota; Metazoa; Arthropoda; Insecta; Orthoptera; Gryllidae.
GUUUUUUCUGAGUCGCGCGGUUAUUGUACAUUCGCGACAUCUGUCGGGCGUUCUGGUAUUCACCUGACGACGCGCUGGACGAACAUGACGAUAUCAAUUUUGCUUUAGCUGCACCUUUUUCUUGGAUACUGACUGCCUCUUCGCUUUCGCACAGAUUUAGCCACAGUGUUAACCAUGCCUCCUGGCACGAUCCCUGUAGUACGGCAACAGUAGCUGUAAACAUGUCACAUAAUAAAUAAUGUCACAUGACUGAACGCUCUGUAGGGACCUGAAUAGAGAGUUGUGGUGUCCGUGAGCCAAUGAGAACUAGCGACAACCAUCAAGAUGAUGCAGGAGAGAAGUCUAAUGAAUCAAAAUCUCAAGAGGAUAUAACAGCUUUAGUAGAAAAUUCUGAAAAAAAUGUAAAGAGUGAGGAAGGUGGUGAUGACAGUGAUAAUGAUAAUGAACAGGAAGGAAAUGGUGAUGGUGAGGAGGAGGAAGAGGAGGUUGAUCAUGAGGGGGAGGGAGAGGAGGAGGAGGAGGAAGAAGAGGAAGAAGAAGAAGAGAGUGAUGAAUAAGUUUAGACUACAUUAUUGUACAAAUAUUGUUCAAAAUCAUGCAAUCAAAUUUGAUUAAUUGGAACUCCUUUAAACAUGGUAAUUAGUAUGUAAUGAAUAAAGAAGUAAUGGCUUGUAAUAAGUUUCAAAUCUUACAUAAAGGAAAUAACUGUUCCAUUUGUUCCUGGCGGUACUUUGUUCAUUAUGCUGUAUGAAAAUAAUUAUUUUGGAUUUGCAAAAUGGAUGUGAAGUGUAUCUGAAAUUAAUUUUAGAUGAGCAAUGUAAAUAAAAUGAUUACCAAAUUCGACAAUUUUAAGGUGUGAAUUAAAAAAAGAUACUUAGAGGACUCGUAUGUGAUUUACUUUUUCUGAAUAUUUGUUGUGGUGCUUAGUGUUCAGAAAAUUGGACACUACUUUUUAAGUAAUUAGACAUGAAAAUUUUGGUUUGAUAUAAAUAUAGCUCAGUAGGGCUGUAGAUUUUUCAAGUCAGAAAAUCUGCAGUUGCUUUUUGCAAAGCUGUCUGUACACAUUCCUUUCUUGUAUUGUGUCAAGAACCAUAAUAUAAGAUUUGUGUGGAUAUCUUAUAUUGUGGGUAAGGGUAUUAGUAAAGUUUCUGUCCAAAAUGAGUAUGCCGGUCCUUUUCCUUUGUUUCCCUGAUCAAUACCAUGCAGAACACUCUCUCUCGUUACCCGAACUCUUAAGUUACCCGAACAAAUAUCCUGAUACCUUUUUUCUUUAAUAUUUCAUCAAUAAACCCAACAAAAUCUUCAUCCGUUUAAACUAUGAUCUCGGCUGGUUCUCUUACUUGCCAAUACAUGGUAAACUGACAGUGAUGGCAUACUAUAUAAAUCAUGAUUUUUCAAAGCCCUCAACCUCCGAGAAUUGAUAAUGAGGAGGAAUCGACCUCCGAGACAUUGUUUUGUCAACUAGAGUGAAAAAAGAAAGCUGAUUCUAAGAAUGACAUCAUACAACAACGAAAGAUAAAAUUCACCCAUCAUGUACUGAUCAGCAUAUCUUUUGUCGAUCAUUGAAGGAUGUUGUAAUACAGAAAAAUGUGGACGGUAUUUUUUAAGCAGCAAAUGAAUAUCAAAAGUUUAGUAAAUAAAACUUACACAAAAUGAUUUACAAAUAUUAUUAUAUUACAAUAUAUUAAUAUUACAAAUAUUAAUAUAAGCAAACUAAUUGUACUGUGUAUGGUUCACUGCGACCAAAAGUGUUAAAGAAACAUCGUGGACAAAAUGGGAAAGUAUAUGAACUAAGUUAUGCAAAGUAAACUUUUAACUAUGAAUAAUAUUGUUGCAAAAAUAACAAUAGAAUAUUAUAAAUAUUUAAUUUUCCUCAAUACCUGUUUCACAUGUGUUAGAAAAAUAUAUUUUCUUUACAUUGCACUUCCCUUCCUGUCUCACAGUAUGUCUACUUUAUAUUUUUUCUUUUUAAAAAUAUUUAUUAUAUGUAACACAAUUGUUACACGGCGGAGUUCUCAAAGAAAUUUAAUCGCAUGUUCUAUAUGCUACUUACUUAUUCUUCGGGUUGUAUACUGUAUGCAUAGUAGUCGGUAAUGUAGAAAAUAAGUCUACAUUAUCAACUACUAUGUGUUCAGCUUAAAAUUAGUUCAGUUGGAUAAUUCAAAAUUUUAAUGCUAUGUACAGGUCAGUUUUCAAGCAAUAUUUUGUAGAAUAUUAUCCACAAGUUUGAUCAACACCUGCAGUGUAUUGAUGUGUGGUUUAUGGUUACAUUUUCCAAGAAUUGCCUCUGUUUUCAAUAUUUUCAGUGAAAAACAAAUUGAGACACCUUUUUAGAGAUGAUCUUAAAGUCACAAUUGUUUGCUGCUUUCAUUUAUUUUGUAAACCAUAAACUGUAUCAACUCUGUUCGUCUGACUUGCAGUACGUCUACAGUUUGUAAACGUAUCACUUCAUUCUAAAGAAAAAUAAUUUUUCAGAUAAAAUCAGUGAAAUUACUUUUUUUCUACUCAAGCCUGUCUUAAUUCAAAAACCAUGAUUAAUGAACGGGAAAAAUCUUUCUUAAACUUGGUACAUUUCUCUCUAUGAAUGAUGAGAUAUUUUUUGUGAUUCAAUCAUCAUGUGGAUUUAAUUACAAAACUUUUUUUUUUGCUGGACCAUACAACUCAUGUUUCAUUGUUUUACAUGUAUUAAACAAGACCUGAAAACGAUGCAAAGCGGAAGCUGUAAGCAAUGCUCGCUUAUUUCUUCAGGAGGUAUCUGAAAUAUUAGGAGACACAUUAAAAAACUUUUCAGGAUUUAAUUAUAUGUAACGGAAUCUACAAGAUCGGCUCUGUAACCAAGGAGUCAAAAUGAUGCUUCGCAGGCUCUACAUAAAUUCGAUUAUUUUUCAUGAAAUAUGUUUUUUUCUCAAUUCAGUUUUUAACAUAUUGUAAAUAAAUGAAAUUAAAGAAAAAUCACAAAAUCUCAAAAUUCUGUCUUAUAAAACAAAAGUUGCAAUGACGAAGACAGCGCAAGGAGUCUAAAUGACUGUAGAAUCUCUGCGCAUUCUGGUGUUCAAUGCUGAAAAAGAAUUCUGAAUUUCUGUGGUGGUGACUGAAACAUAUUUAAAAACCAUUUCUGGAUUAAAUCCUGUAUGGAGAACUGCUUAAAAUACCUUAUACUUUUUUCAGAACCGUACAUAUAGGAUUUUUGGUAGCACCAUUUGUAGUUCUUUGGAAACAAUUUCCCCAACCUCGCAGCUUUCUUUAACUGACUUUCUUCAACACUCCGUGUUCUUGCUAAUAAUUUACAGCCUACAGGUACGUCACCCGCAUCUUGUCAAUAUUGGCAAGAUGGAGUUAGUGGCGAAGGCAGAUUGGGAUAUCUUUCUUUGUGAGUUGCUAUUCUAGAAUUUGAUUUUAAAAAUACUUCCUUUAUGGAGAAUAUUAAAUCAUUGAUUUGGGAGAACUGGUUUAGAACCUCUGCUACUUAUUGAAAUACAUGUGCCAGACAAGUAAUGCUAGUUAAAUUCGGGAAAAAUAUCUUCAAUAGUUUCCCCAACUGAUAUUAUUUAUGGUUGCUGCAUCAGUAUACUGUAACAAAACUAUUUCAUCCUUUACGCCAUUUGGAUACAGUACUUUCAGUCCAGAGUUAAUGAAGUAGGCAACUGAUUGAAUAUUCGUGAGCUCAGCUCACUAUUUUGGCUCAACACCUUCGAAUAAAUCAAAUGUGAGUUUCCAGAAAAUCCAGAUGCAGGAUUCUCCUAUUUCGGACCUUAUUUCAUUCAACUGAUUCAUACACCAUAUCAAGUUAAUUUUUCAAAGCGUAUUGUUCCCUUUUUUAAAAAAAUAUGUAUAAUCUCAUUGACAACUAAGGUCUUUAAUGACUGAAUACUUGUGCAUUGAGUUCACAAUAAUAGUGAAAUAUGAACAGAUUGUGUAUACUUACACAAACAUUGGAUACAAUAACAGAUUGAAUACAAUUGUAAAUCAGAUACAAACAGAUUGAGUACAAUUCAUACACACUAAAGGGUAUUAUUUCUUUGCAAUUAUUUAUUUGUAAUUAUAAAAAUGACCUUGUAUUUUCAACUACAUUCUAAGGAAUGUUGGCUGCAGCGAAUAUCAAAAUAGAACUGGGAUUUUAUUUUGGCAGGCAUGAACUGUGCAAAUAAAGUUAGCUUUUGAGAACCUUCAUUUACAGAAUUUGCUUGAUGCAUUGAAGUUAACUCAUGUUGUACUAAAUUACUUCUUUUUUCAGCUAAAACCUUAAAUAGAAAAAUAUAUU